Molecule: messenger RNA, 2751 nt
Organism: Solanum verrucosum
Lineage: Eukaryota; Viridiplantae; Streptophyta; Magnoliopsida; Solanales; Solanaceae
Product: receptor like protein 22-like
Exons: 1
Coding region: 1-2751 (916 amino acids)
Molecular function (GO): protein binding
Source: RefSeq, a predicted model, not a curated record
AUGAGUGAUGUAGUGGCAACUAAUUCCAGUAAAUGUCUUGAGGAUCAGAAGAUGUUACUGCUGCAGCUGAGAAAUAACCUUACUUAUGAUUCUGAAAUAUCUACCAAGCUAGUGAAGUGGAACCAGCGGAUUGACUGCUGUCAAUGGGAGGGUGUCACUUGCAACGGUGAAGGCCAAGUUAUUGGUCUUGACCUUAGCGCUGAAUCAUUCUCGGGCAGUAUCGCUCCGUUAGCUGAUCUUAAGUUUCUCUCUAUUGUCCGUCUUGAUGGGAACAAUUUAUCUGCACCAAUUCCAGAGUUCUUUGCCGAAUUCACCAAUUUAACUGUCUUGAGUCUGAGUUCCUCCAACUUGAUAGGAGAGGCACCUCAGAAAAUAUUCCAGGUACAAACUCUGCAAACAAUUGACUUAUCAGUAAAUGAGAUGCUUGGGGGUUCUUUACCUGAAUUUCCUUCAAAAGGAUCUCUACAAAACCUGGUUCUUAGUGAUACGAAAUUUUCAGGAAGUUUACCUGAGUCCAUAGGGAACCUUAGGAAGUUGUCGCAUGUUGAACUUAGAGCUUGUAAUUUUACAGGUCCAAUUCCAUCUUCUAUGGAAAAUCUAACCCAGCUUGUUCUUCUGGAUUUCAAUUUGAAUAGCUUCACGGGUUCAUUUCCAUCUUUUAAGCUGUCCAAAAAUCUCACUGAUAUAUACUCUGCUAGAAAUCGUUUGACAGGAAUAUCAUCAGACUGGGAAGGCUUUGAGAAUCUGAAGUAUCUUGACUUGAGUAACAAUUCAAUUUCUGGGCUCAUUCCAGAAUCAUUGUUUUACCUACCCUCACUUUCAGGUUUAUAUCUGUCCAACAACAAGUUUUCUGGCCAAAUAACUGAAUUACAAAAUGUUAUUUCUCCACUAGAAAGUCUUGAGUUGAGUUCCAACAAAUUGGAAGGGCCAAUACCUGAGUUUUUAUUUGAGCUGCAUGAUCUUUACGGUCUUUCACUUUCAUUCAACAAGUUUAAUGGUACUGUGCAGUUGAAGAAGUUCACCAACCUCAAUAAACUUGUAAGUCUUGAUCUGUCCCACAACAGUUUAUCAGUUGACACAAAUAUAAGUGAAUCAGACCUUGCCCUGUUACCCCAGCUGAAUAGUUUCAUGUUAGCGUCAUGCAAACUGCAGAAUAUUUCCUUCCUCAAAAACCAAUCAAAGUUGUCGAUGUUAGAUCUCUCAAACAGCCAACUUACUGGUGAAAUACCAAACUGGCUGGUGGAAAUCAAUGAUGGACUUCUCCGUUUUCUGAAUCUUUCUUUCAAUCAAUUCACACAUCUUCAAGAACCUUAUACAUUUGGCUUCCUGAAUUUCCUUGAUCUGCAUUCAAAUCUGCUCACUGGGGUUAUUCCAUUACCACCACGUGCAGCUGCUUAUAUUGACUUCUCAGACAAUAACUUUUCUACUUUUCCACCUGACUUUGGCAAUUAUCUAGUAACUGCUUGGUUCCUCUCAAUUGCAAACAACAAAGUUAUCGGUAGUAUCCCUUCUUCGAUAUGCAACUCCAGCUAUCUUGAAGUACUUGAGUUGUCAAACAACAGUUUGAAUGGCAUAAUACCACCAUGUUUAGCAGAAAAGAGCAGCACACUGAAAGUACUGAACCUGGGAAAGAACAAUCUCAUAGGAAAUAUACCUGAAAAGUUUUCUUAUAAUUGUGAGUUACAGAGCCUUGACCUCAGUCAGAAUCACUUAACAGGUGUGCUUCCUCGUUCUUUGUCCAACUGCACAAAGUUAAAGGUAUUAAAUAUUGGAAACAACAAGAUCAAGGAUACUUUCCCCUGCUGGUUGAAGAACAUGUCAGAUCUUCGUGUACUUGUAUUACGCUUCAAUGGUUUCCAUGGGAACAUUGAUUGCUCACGAGUGAGUUCCAACUGGACCGCUCUUCAAAUCAUGGACCUAGCUUCCAACAAUUUAGGGGGUGUUCUUCCACGAGGUUCAUUCUUGGAGCUAAAAGGAAUGAUGGCUGACCCAUCUUUAACACAUUUACGCUCUGAUAUCUUGCAUUUUGAGUCUCAAUCUGUUAGGUCAGUAUACUAUCAGGACAGAGUCACUCUUCCUCUUAAAGGACUAGAUGUUACACAAACAAAGAUCUUUCUCUUCUUCACCUCCAUUGACUUUUCAAGCAACAAUUUUGUGGGGAACAUACCAGAGAUAGUUGGAGAUCUCAGAUCACUUUAUCUUCUCAAUAUUUCACACAACAAUCUCACGGGUCAAAUCCCUCCAGCAAUUGGAAAUUUGAAGCAAUUGGAAUCACUGGACCUCUCAUUCAACAAAUUAGGUGGCAAUAUCCCAGAAAAGCUUGCUAGCCUUACAUUUCUUUCCCACAUAAAUUUAUCAUAUAAUGAAUUGGUUGGAAUGAUUCCACGAGGCAACCAAAUUCAAACAUUUGGAGAAAGUUCUUUUGAAGGAAACAAGGGGCUAUGUGGGUUACCGCUGAACAGAACUUGCAAGAAUAAUUCAGCAGAUGCACCUUCAGAGCCAGAAGUUGAAGAGGACGAAUUCAUUUCAAGGACGGAGAUUUAUGUAAGUGCUAUGUUGGGAUUUGUUGUUGGUGUUGGGGUCAUCUUUCUACCACUUCUGUUCUCAAAAAGAUGGAACCAGUCGUACAACAGAACAAUUGACAGAUUAAUUUUAAGGAUAUUUCAGCAGCAAAAUCAAGAAAGGAGAACUAGUAGCAGUAGUGUAGCAUCUUGGAAAAAGGCAGCAGGGAAAGCAAGAGGCAGACAUUAA